Molecule: messenger RNA, 621 nt
Organism: Phytophthora sojae
Lineage: Eukaryota; Oomycota; Peronosporomycetes; Peronosporales; Peronosporaceae
Exons: 2
Coding region: 1-621 (206 amino acids)
Molecular function (GO): protein binding
Source: RefSeq, a predicted model, not a curated record
AUGGAUAUCGCGGCGACGAAUAACCAUCGUGAGGUCGCGGAGUGGUACCACGCUAACAGAACAGAGGGUUGCACAACGGGCGCAAUGGAUGGUGCAGCGGAAUACGGCCAUCUCGAAAUGGUGAAAUGGCUGCACGCCAACCGCAGUGAAGGUUGCACGAAGGCGGCAAUGGACAUGGCCGCAAUGAACGGCCACCUCGAGAUUGUGAAGUGGCUUCACGCUAACCGCAGUGAAGGGUGCACAACGGCGGCAAUGGACGAAGCUGCUAGGAACGGGCUCUUCGAAAUUGUCAAGUGGUUGAGCUGCAACCGGAGUGAAGGGUGUACCACUAAAGCCAUGGAUGAAGCAGCAGGUCACGGAAGUCUGGGAGUUAUGAAGUGGUUUUACUCUAACCGUACGGAGGGCUGCACCACUCAUGCGAUAAAUGCAGCAGCGCAGGCUGGCCACCUCGAAAUGUUAAAAUGGCUUCAUUCAAACCGCAGGGAAGGAGCCACAACGGAGGCAAUGGACGGCGCUGCACGCGAAGGGCAUCUCGAGGUAGUCAAGUGGCUAAGUGCCAACCGAACUGAAGAAUGUACUACCAAAGCUAUAGACUGCACGGGCAAGAUCCGGGCAUUGUGA